This is a messenger RNA of Manihot esculenta (cassava), 2681 nucleotides long. RefSeq lists its product as uncharacterized. Bases 1462 to 2490 code for a protein of 342 amino acids. Lineage: Eukaryota; Viridiplantae; Streptophyta; Magnoliopsida; Malpighiales; Euphorbiaceae. The record is from RefSeq and is a predicted model, not a curated record. The transcript is spliced from 4 exons. Gene Ontology annotation, cellular component: cytoplasm.
AACGGACUGAUGCAGGCCUGAGGUGAACCUGGGUUAGAUUUCGGUUCCAAAGCCAUGUAGCUCAUCUUCAUAGGACUAUCUCCCAGAAUGAUAUUUACUUCUUUUUUUUUUCUUCCUCGAAGUUAGACAGAGGAGCGAACACACGAACCAGGACAGGACAUAAUAAAAAUAACUUUUAUGUUAUGAUAUUUACUUGAAAAUAAAGAAAUAAAGGAUUUGUUUUUUUUUGUCAAAAAGAUAAAAUUCAUCGAAAAUUGAGUACAAAUACCUAAAGGCCUAAUUACAAUCGGAGCCUAAAAGUUUAAAAAUAUAAAACUCCUAAAGUCAAAACCCAAAACAAAAACCUGGUCCAAUUCUCAUCAAUCUUAGAGAACCGGGUAGUUAAUCCAAAAGAGAGAAACCCAAUAGACUGCAAACGCAGCAUCACAAGGUCGCACACAGUCAAGAAAGGAGUUACUCCGGCGAAACUCUGGAUCCACUGAGAACCUCCAGCAGCAAUAUUUAUGUAUCGAAAGACUCGGAGAAUUAAGCAAAGAUGCUCUCUUCCAGAGAAAAAGGAAUUAGAUCAGGCUAGUUUACCAUAGUCUCAACUUGAGAGAGCCAUCAAACUGAGGCAGUAGGCAAGCGAUGGUAAAGCUCGACUCUCGUUUUCAAGUAAUAGUAGAAGAUAUGGGAGCCAACUACAAAUCUGAGCACCAACCGUACGAGAACCUGCAAGGAAAAGUAACCACAACAACCCAACUGUAGGUUUCGAGGAGAGAAAAAUUGAAAGGAGGACUGCGGGCUUAUUUGGGCUUUUCAUGGGCCCCUUCAACGAAGCAAUUUGAGAUAGCCAGUCUCCCACCUCAGGCGACGGAAAACUUCUGUCGUCUCUCUUCUCUUCUCCUCUCCACAAUCGCUCAAAGCCUAAGAAAAACAUAACAACAUAUUUGCUCUCAUUUCCUAAACGCGACCAUAAUAAAUUUCUAAGAAUCUGUCUCUUGUGAUGAUUUCAUGAUCUGAUUGUGUCCAAGAGCAAGAACUCUCUGCAUUAAACAUCCAACUAUGUAAUCAAACUUCUUUUGGUGAGUUCCUCUAUUGCUUUCUAUUCGUGUUUUUUUUUUUUCCAAUUCCGUUCUGAUUUUCCUUCACCAUUGACUUCUCUGAUCGAAUGUGCUUCUGGGUUUGUAUGAUUUCCCUUUACCAAGCUAUAAAAAUGUAUCCGUUGAUCAAUCGAGAUUAGCACUUUUUUCUCUCAAAAGUGCUUGUUUAAGCGAUUGAAUCAUAAUUAUCUGAUCCCACUGCAUAAUAUCUUCAAAAUCUCACAUGUUUGUGCAUAAAUUGAUAAAAUUUCGCUAACUCUAUUCUCUGCAUCUGGUUAUGUUCCUGAUCCCAUUGCAUUGGCUUUCUCCGUGCAAAUUCUUAUCUGGGUAUGCUUGAUUUCCUUAAAUAUCACAGCCCAUAAGCUGGAUUUUCUUUAUAAUGAACACAUAUGCAAAUAGCCCCAAGUCUUUCAAUGCAUAUCCAAGAGGGGAAUUUGAUUUAGAAUCAGGAACCAUCAAAAGACUCAGAAAGUCAAAAAACUCCUCACUUCACCCUUUAAAAAUGAUCAAAUCUAUGGCUAACCGGCUUCACUAUUAUUACAAGCUGCACCCACUUCUUGUAUUCAUCAUUUCCUUGUCUUUGGGGAUCACUAUUCUUGUUGGUUUUUCUCUAUAUGAGAACCGGUAUCGAACAAUGAAUAGUUACUCGAAAACGGUUAUGAGUUCCAAUGCUUAUCCUUUCGCUAAGCUUAAAAAUCUUGUAAUGGUUGCUGGGCAUUCGGUGUAUACCAGUAGUAAUUGUGAGAAAGUUGAGAAGGAGGAUUCUUGGUUUUUGGAGCCUUAUCAGAGAAAUCCUGGUCAGGCUGCUACUUUUGUGACUCAUAUACAAGAGGGAAUUGAAAUUGCAGCAAGGGAUGAUGGGGCUUUGCUUUUGUUUAGUGGUGGUGAGACUCGAAAAGAUGCUGGUCCACGAAGUGAAGCACAGAGUUAUUGGACUGUUGCUGAAUCAAAAGGAUGGUUUGGCAAUGAGGAAAGCGUGAGAUGGAGGGCAUUGACAGAAGAACAUGCAAGAGAUAGCUUUGAGAAUCUUCUCUUUAGUGUGUGCCGGUUCCGGGAGCUCACUGGCACAUAUCCAGAAAACAUAACGGUUGUUAGUUAUGACUUCAAGAAAGACAGAUUUUCACUCUUGCAUCGCACUGCAAUUCGCUUUCCAGAUUUGAGAUUCUUUUACCAUGGCACCCCGGCAACAUCAACUUCCAAAGAAGCAGCUUUGAAAGGUGAGGCCUUGGUGAGGACUCAAUUUGAAGAAGACCCAUAUGGAUGUAGAGGUACACUUUGGCGUAAAAAAAUUGGGCGUGAUCCAUUUCAUCGAUCAAUCCCAUAUCCCAAUGGUUGCCCAGAAAUUGAAGGUUUAUUCAGAUAUUGUGGAGCAGAUCCUUACCCAGGUUCCCUUCCUUGGGCUAAUUAGUGUUAAACAAAUUUCAUGUCUUGAUCCAUAUUUCAUAGUAUAAUUUAAGUGUCAAACCACCUAGAAAUCUUACAGAGCCUAGACUUAAAUACUUGAUGAUAUCCCCCUCCCCCUCCCUUUUUGGUGCAUAUUAAAAGUAUACAUUUUUCUUGCUAAUAAUGGGCAGCAGAUUAUAGAAGAGAUUUUCUUUA